Molecule: messenger RNA, 1227 nt
Organism: Branchiostoma floridae (Florida lancelet)
Lineage: Eukaryota; Metazoa; Chordata; Leptocardii; Amphioxiformes; Branchiostomatidae
Product: ATP-dependent RNA helicase SUPV3L1, mitochondrial-like
Exons: 6
Coding region: 1-1227 (408 amino acids)
Biological process (GO): mitochondrial RNA 3'-end processing; RNA catabolic process
Cellular component (GO): mitochondrial degradosome
Molecular function (GO): hydrolase activity, acting on acid anhydrides; RNA helicase activity
Source: RefSeq, a predicted model, not a curated record
AUGCUAUUACCAUUUCAGGAGUGUGCGGUUAUAUACGGUAGCCUCCCCCCAGGAACCAAACUAGCCCAGGCUAAGAAGUUCAACAACCCCGAUGACCCCUGUAAGAUUCUGGUGGCUACAGAUGCCAUAGGCAUGGGCAUCAACUUGAGUAUCAAGCGAGUCAUCUUCAACUCCCUGAUCAAGCCCACCCUGAAUGAGAAGGGAGAGAAGGAGAUGGACAACCUGAGCACGUCCCAGGCCCUGCAGAUCGGCGGGCGGGCGGGAAGGUUCGGGACACACUUCCAGGAUGGGGAGGUCACCACCAUGCACAAGGAGGACCUACAGACGCUUCACGACAUCGUCCAACAGCCGGUAGAACCUAUCGAGGCUGCUGGACUCCAUCCAACUGCUGAGCAGGUGGAAAUGUUUGCGUACCAGCUACCUGAUGCCAGCAUGUCCAACCUCAUUGACAUUUUCAUCAACCUGGCACAGGUGGACUCCCGAUAUUUUGUGUGUAACAUCGAGGACUUCAAGUUCCUGGCAGACAUGAUCCAGCACAUCCCGCUGAACCUGCGGGCCCGCUACGUCUUCUGCUGCGCUCCCAUCAACAAGAAACAACCCUUCCUCUGUACAUCCUUCCUCAAGUUUGCCCGUCAGUUCAGCCGCGGGGAGCCCAUCACGUUUGACUGGGUGUGUCGCCUGAUUGGUUGGCCCGUUGCCAUGCCCAGGACCAUCCGAGAGCUGAUGUACCUGGAGUCCAUACAUGACGUCCUGGACGUGUACCUGUGGCUGAGCUACCGUUUCAUGGACAUGUUCCCAGACGGGGGACUCAUCCGAAUGAUCCAGCGCGAACUGGACCUACUCAUCCAGGAAUCUGUGUACAGAAUCACCAGACUCAUCCGGCAGAGCGAAUCACAGACGUCUAGCGGCACGUCCGUCAGCGAAGACGAGAUUCCGCGUACGAGGAGGCCGAAGGGACACAUGUCGGGGAUCCCAAAAUUCGACGAAAUGGUGGAGGGUGUAAAGGUUUCGCCAGCAAAACACGGAGCAACAAAAACAAUAGAGGGUGAUUCGGAGACUGAAGAAAGGGGACAUAAACAUCGCUUGAGUGACAAACUUGUUCAGGAUGGCGUGAUUACGCAAAGUAUGCUGGAUAAGUUACGGAAAGAGUGGGAGAGACAGUCGGGCAGCGAUGGCAAUUUGAACAACAAAACAAGGAAAAAAAGAGGUCGAAAGAGCAAAUAUUAG